UUCCAGUCACAUGCUCUGCUUCUAUCAAAUGAUGGAGACUGUACCCUGGAAUAUACACUGAGCGCCACGCAGGAGAUCAGCGGUCCAUGUGACCCAGAUGAGGUCAUUAACGACCCAGUAGCUCUGGAGAUGGAAAAUACUAAAGGGAGGAUACCAGCCCGAACCAAGCUGAAACUGAGAAUAACAGCCCAUCCAGCCCGCAGACUCUCUUAUACCUGGAAAAUCAACUAUUGCCUCCUGUCCCCAAAAGCUCUGGAUCCUGCAAACAGAGUCACAGAAGAGCAGUUUCUGUGCAGUGUGACGGCACAAGGAGUCUACCCUACAUUCACUGUGGUGGAUGCAUGUCCAGCGGGCAGUGCCAGCGCCCUUACCACGACUCAGCUAUGGAGGCUUUUCUCACUGCAGAGACUGAAUUCCUGUCUGCAAAGUGACCCCACACCUCCAGAGCUAAUAUACAGGGUUCCUACUCAACACAGCAUUUGCAGAUGUCCCCCUGUAAACACCCCAGUCUUGCUGGACUUCAACUUCGGAGCUGCCCCGGUGGGCUCAGAGCCAUUUGUGGCCCUUCUUUUGCUGGAGAAUAAUGGCGUACUACCUGUGAAUUGGAACUUUUUAUACCCGGUGGACCAGCAGAUUGAGCUGGAGUUCUGGGCUGAAACUUGGGAGUUUGACCCUAGUGAGAUCCACCAGAUGAGAAUACAGGACAACAAGCUGUUUACAGUCAACCCAAAAUCGGGGAUGCUAAGACCCAGCCAG
Staurois parvus is the source of this 756-nucleotide messenger RNA. Lineage: Eukaryota; Metazoa; Chordata; Amphibia; Anura; Ranidae. The record is from the annotation of a GenBank genome assembly.